Messenger RNA from Umbelopsis ramanniana AG, 600 nucleotides. RefSeq lists its product as uncharacterized. NCBI's taxonomy places the organism in Eukaryota, Fungi, Mucoromycota, Umbelopsidomycetes, Umbelopsidales, Umbelopsidaceae. The coding region runs from base 92 to 550 and encodes 152 amino acids. The record is from RefSeq and is a predicted model, not a curated record. The transcript has a single exon.
CGGGAAAUGAAAUUUGCUGAAAGCUUGAGGUCAACUUAAAAGGUGUAUUGCUCGCACAUCAAUUUCUCAGCCAAAAUCAAGAUAUCAAGAAAUGACCAAGAAAGAAUACGAAUUAGCUCAACUUAACGUUGGUCUCACACUGGCUAAAUCAGACGACCCCACAAUGGCUGGUUUCUAUGAUAACCUGGACAGGAUCAAUGCUUUAGCAGAAGCGUCCCCUGGCUUUGUCUGGCGGCUCCAAAGCGAUGAAGGCAAUGCCACGGAUAUCAAGCUCUUUGACAACGAACUGAUGAUAGUAAACGCAUCUGUUUGGGAAAGCAAGGAUGCACUUUUUCAAUUCGUCUACAGGUCUGCCCACAAGGACUUCGUGAAACAACGCAAGCAAUGGUUUGCUCAGUGGGAUGGUCCUCACAUGGUCCUUUGGUGGGUCGAGAAAGGAGUCAGACCCACGCCAGAAGAAGCCAAAGCGAGAUUGGAAUAUCUUGCCAAGAAUGGACCGACGCCUCAUGCAUUUACCUUCCGUUCCAUGUUCCCAGCGCCAGACGAAUAAAUGGAACUGGGAUAUUGCAACCUACAUUUACCUAUCCCGUAAUUCAUGCC